CCUCGACAACUCCAUUCCUCCUCAUUGUCAACUCCAUCAAACGGCCUCUUGCCAACAACAAGGCCCAGCUUGCCCAAGAUGACAACCACCAUCAACCUCGACAACGACGCCAUCGCGCAGUCAGGUCUCGUCGACCCCGAGACCCGCGGCAUCCCCCAGAUCCCAGCCAAGGGCUCCAUGGACGUCCGCCGCGAGGUGCAAUCCGUCGACUCGUCGUCCGACGACGAGCUGCCCACCGAGGAGGAGCUUCGCACGCUUCGCCGUGUCUCUGGAAAGAUCAAGUGGAGCAUGUACACCAUCGCUUUCGUCGAGCUGUGCGAGCGUUUCUCCUACUAUGGCUCUUCGGUGCUGUACACCAACUUUGUCACCCAGAAGCUGCCCGAUGGUUCCACCACGGGUGCUCCUCUUGACCCCGAUGGCCAGGCUGGUGCCCUUGGUAUGGGAACUCAGGCUGGUCAGGGUAUCUCUCUGUUCAACCAGUUCUUUGCCUAUCUGAUGCCUCUUGUUGGUGCCUGGAUUGCUGAUGCCCGCAUCGGUCGUUUCUGGACUCUUCACCUCGCCAUCGGUAUCUCCACCAUCGCCCACGUCAUCCUCGUCGCUGCUUCUUCCCCCGGAGUCAUUGUCAAGGCUGAUUCCUCCUUCGCCGCCUUCAUCAUCGGUCUCCUCACUCUCUGCGUCGGUACCGGAUUCUUCAAGGCCAACGUCUCCCCCCUGCUUGCUGAGCAGAAUGAGGACACCAAGAUGCGCGUCGAGGUUCAGAAUGGCGAGCGCGUCAUUGUCGACCCCGCCGUGACAAACACUCGAAUUUUCCUCUACUUCUACUUUGCCAUCAACUUUGGUUCCGUCGCUGGACAGAUCAGCAUGGUCUACGUUGAGAAGUACCACUCCUUCUGGCUGGCCUUCUUCAUCCCCACCAUCCUGUUCCUGACUGCUCCCAUCGUCCUGGCCAUCAACAAGAAGCACUACAAGCUGUCUCCCCCCACCGGCUCCGUCCUGUCCAAGUUCAUGCGCAUGUUUGUGUAUGUUCAGAAGCAGUGCAAGCCCUUCAAGCUCAACUGGGACCUCGCCAAGCCCUCCAACGUUCCCGCUGCUGAGCGCCCUGCCUGGAUGACCUACGAUGACGCCUGGGUUGAUGAAGUCCGCCGAGGUCUCAUGGCCUGCAAGGUCUUCCUCUUCCUGCCCGUCUUCUUCCUCGCCUACAACCAGAUGACCGGUAACCUGACCACCCAGGCCGCCACCAUGGAGCUUCACGGAGUUCCCAACGAUGUUAUCCAGAACCUGAACCCCAUCUCCAUCGUCAUCAUGAUUCCCCUCAUUGACCACCUUCUGUACCCCGGUCUCCGCAAGCUUGGCCUCGCCUUCACCCCCAUCAAGCGUAUGACAACUGGUUUCAUCAUCUCUGCCCUGUCCAUGGUUGCCUCUGCCGUCAUGCAGCAUUACAUCUACAAGAUGAGCCCCUGUGGCGACCACGCCAACGACAGCGACUGCGACCCUGCCCCCAUCAACGUCUGGGCCCAGUGUCUCCCCUACAUCCUGAUCGGUAUCUCUGAGAUCUUCACCAACGUCACAUCCUACGAGUACGCCUACUCCAAGGCCCCCGAGAACAUGAAGUCCCUCGUCAUGAGUGUGAACCUGUUCAUGAGCUGCAUCUCCGCUGCCAUCGGCCAGGCCUUCGUUCCCCUCUCUACCGACCCCCUCCUGGUCUGGAACUACACCAUCGUUGCCAUCAUCGCCUUCCUCGGUGGUCUCGCUUUCUGGUUCUGCUUCCACCACCUUGACUCUGAGGAGGACAAGUGGAACAUGCUCAAGGCUUCCGAGUACAAGGGCACCAACCAGCCCAACGCUCUCGAGAACAAGCUUGCUCACGAGCACGAUGAGGAGGAGGCCAACGCCCCCAGGGACAUUGAGAAGGCUUAA
Molecule: messenger RNA, 1917 nt
Organism: Fusarium keratoplasticum
Lineage: Eukaryota; Fungi; Ascomycota; Sordariomycetes; Hypocreales; Nectriaceae
Exons: 2
Coding region: 79-1917 (612 amino acids)
Biological process (GO): transmembrane transport
Cellular component (GO): membrane
Molecular function (GO): dipeptide transmembrane transporter activity
Source: RefSeq, a predicted model, not a curated record